ACUUCCAGAUCGGCAUCACUCAUCACACCACAACUACGGUAUACCGUGCUCCUGUAAAAUACACAUGCAUUCGGCAAAGAUGUCCUCCAAUCGUCCCACCAUGCAGCAAAGGCAGCAAAACCCCUGGAUUCUCGCUCUAGUUGUGGUUGCUGCCACUUUUGCGCUUGGGGGUAACACGGUAUCUGGGUUUUCUUCGUCUUCGUUAUUGGCACCGUCGACUCCAUCAUCUACGGUAUCGACGCUAGUAUUGCACGCAACAGAAGAAGAUUCGGUAGAUGGUUUUUUGACGACAAGGCGAGAAGCCAUGUCACAGGCAGCGUCAUCCAUGCUUGCCGCGGCAACGGCAAAUUCACUAGGUUUUUUCUCCCCGGAUUCCGCCCUAGCCGCCGAUGGACCCAUCACCCAAGUAGAAAUCUUUUCAAAACUAGCAAGGAUUCCCACCUUCUGUCUGGUCAACGGCCCAGGAGCUGGUAAAGAUCUAGAAGGUGUUCCCUUCGACAUAUACAACAAAGAUACAGCGUCGGCCACCGGUUAUUUUUUCUUGAGCUACGAAACGGCCGAGGAGGCCCUCAAGGCCGCCAGCGGCCUCGAUUCUGCCCGGGGAGACGGUAACAUCUGGAUGACAGCAAAGAUCAUGGUCGUUCCGCUCUCGGUAGCGCUGCAGCUGUCGCUGACGAAGCGCCGGAGGGUCGCCGUGAACGAGGAGCAGGGCGUGAACGGCAUCCUUGUCGACACGGUGCACCAGCUGAUCCCAUCCGAUUCGGGGAAUGUCGAUGCCCAGACGCUCGAUACGAAGCGCAAGAAGAACCCGAAGAAAUGGGAAACCAAGGGACGGGUACCCUUGUUUUCCAUCCCGGAGGGCAAGUCCGGAAAAAAGAAGUACUACUUCGAAACGACCGAGCUCCUUGCCGACUACAAGCGCAAUCACGCCAGCGAAGAUCCGACGAUGGCCUUUGUCCCGGAGAUUGAAUUGGACGAGAUGGGUUACUUUUUCCGACAGGCCCUGCAAUCGAACGAUUUUGGGGCUCUCAAAGACUUUGUCGAUACCAUCCAGCCCCUUCCGGAAGCUAGGGAAGCUGCCAUCAAGAUUUUGAAGGAAGAUGCGGCGUCCAAGACUCCAGUCGCUCCUUACAAUUUCGACAAGACGUUUUUGGUGCUGGCGGCAAAAUAAGUAAACGAGCGCGACGGCACAAUCCCUCUGAACUAUGAUUAUGCGACAAUAGCAUCCUAUGGAAGCAGGCAGAACCAAAUUUCUUUCUUCAAAAAUCCGUUCGUGAUGUCUCACUUUGUUCACAAACAUUGCUCCGCCGAAUACGCCGCCGCAUUCUCACUCGGUACAAUCCGCGAAUGCAAGCUAGUCGCGUGAGUAAAUUGGGCGCAUUGUU
Messenger RNA from Pseudo-nitzschia multistriata, 1385 nucleotides. NCBI's taxonomy places the organism in Eukaryota, Bacillariophyta, Bacillariophyceae, Bacillariales, Bacillariaceae. The record is from the annotation of a GenBank genome assembly.